Molecule: messenger RNA, 735 nt
Organism: Rotaria socialis
Lineage: Eukaryota; Metazoa; Rotifera; Eurotatoria; Philodinida; Philodinidae
Source: the annotation of a GenBank genome assembly
AUGUUUAAAUUUAAUUUUGAUAUUGAUGAAAAUAGUAAACGUGAAUGUUCAAAUGAGAAACAAGACGAUAUUAACGUAUCAAAUCAAGAAUUUGGUUGUUUUUAUCUAAAUGAUUUACAAAAUGAAGAUGCAGAACAUGGUCGAAACAAAUUUGAUUCCUAUACAUCAGAUCUUGUGCCCAAUGUAUAUGAAGGUGGUUUCAAAACGUGGGAAUGUUCGCAUGAUUUAGUUGCCUAUUUAUCAUCUAUUGUUAGCAAUUUUCAAGAGAUGACAACAGUUAUAGAACUUGGUUGUGGUAGUGGUCUACCGGGCUUGGAAUUAAAUAAACAUCGCAGAUUUCAUGUUGACUUUCAAGAUUUUAAUCGUGAAGUAGUCGAACAAACAGGAAAACAAUUGAAGAGCGAAGAGGCAAAUUAUAACAAUCGUAUGUUUUUCGGUGAUUGGGGUGAUUUAGUCAAUGUGAUACCAUCUAAACAUUAUGAUAUUAUUCUUACUUCAGAAACAAUAUACAAUAUUGGAAAUUAUAGAAAAUUAGUUCAAUUAUUUGAUCAUUGUCUAAAAGCUCAAGGUGUUAUAUAUCUCGCGGCUAAAAUAUAUUAUUUCGGUGUUCAAGGUGGUGUACGCCAAUUCGAAGAAUUUAUUAACAAAACUGGUUUAUUCAAUAUUCGAGUUGUUCGAGUUAUUGAUGCGAAUGUAAAACGUGAAAUUCUUGCAAUCAAACGUUCGACUUGUUGA